Zootoca vivipara (common lizard) is the source of this 6571-nucleotide messenger RNA. RefSeq names its product zinc finger and BTB domain containing 39 (gene ZBTB39). NCBI's taxonomy places the organism in Eukaryota, Metazoa, Chordata, Lepidosauria, Squamata, Lacertidae. Gene Ontology annotation, cellular component: nucleus. The record is from RefSeq and is a predicted model, not a curated record. Gene Ontology annotation, molecular function: protein binding; DNA-binding transcription factor activity, RNA polymerase II-specific. Gene Ontology annotation, biological process: regulation of transcription by RNA polymerase II.
UGGCCGGGUCCGGAGCAGCGCCUCCUCGUCGAGGCUGGGCAGGGAGGCCGGGCCGGGGGAGCCGGAGCCCUUUGUGUGUAUGUGCCAGAGAGCGAGAGCGCGAGAGCCGCGGGGAUGGUCCCCGCCGCCGCCGCCUCCCGGAGGACCUUGCCAGGUGAGCUUCAGAGCCUGGAAGCCACCUUCUGGUGCAGCUGAGGAACGGACAGGAGUAAACAAGAAGUGAGCAGGAGAAGGAGGUUUUCAGCAGCUGUCAAGAUGGGCAUGAGGAUCAAGCUGCACAGCACUGACCACCCCAACAACCUGCUGAGGGAACUUAACAAAUGCCGGUUGUCAGAGACUAUGUGUGAUGUUACCAUUGUGGUGGGUAGCCGUACCUUCCCUGCACACAAAGCAGUGCUGGCAUGUGCAGCAGGCUACUUCCAGAACCUUUUCCUCAAUACAGGUCUGGAUGUGGCCCGCACCUACGUGGUGGAUUUCAUUACUCCAGCCAACUUUGAAAAGAUUCUGAACUUUGUCUAUACCUCAGAGCUCUUUACAGAUCUGAUCAAUGUGGGUGUCAUUUACGAGGUUGCUGAGAAAUUGGGCAUGGAGGAUUUGCUGAAGGCUUGCCAUUCCACGUUCCCAGACUUGGAAAACUCGGCCAACACGAAACAGCCUUCUGUCUCAGGUGAUAGCCGGCCAACUGGCAUGUCGACUGAGCCGAACCAUGCCCUGGGUGAAAUCCGAAACAGUGGGGAGCACCCGGGACCAGAGCGGAGUUGCAGUAUGCAGACUGAAGCACCAGGUGGCUACAAAGAAGAUUCUGCAAAUGAAGGCAGCCAUAACUUAAUGCACCAGCAGACCCCCAAAACUGAAGAACAGGAAUCACCAGCACAGUUUACUGGUGCCAUGAGCAUUAUGACACAGGCUGGUCUCAGCAAUGUCAGCAUGGCUGUUCAAACCACUGCCAACUCGUGCCAUCCAUAUAAACUCCAGAACAAUGGGGAUUACAACAAAGGCAAUUUUUUCGCUUCGGAUGCAUCACUGGAUAUCUCAACAGGCAGCAACUCCUGCCCUAGUAAUAGUGAUCACUCCAAAGACCAGGGCUUUGGGCAGAUGGAUGAACUGCAGCUAGAAGAUCUAGGAGAAGAUGAACUACAUUUUGAAGAUCCCGGCGAGGAGCUAGGCGCUGCAGAGGAAGUUAUUGAGCUGAGCGAUGAUAGUGAAGAGGAGCUAUCCUUUGAGAAUGACAGCCGUGAUAACAAGGCCAUGCCCUGUCAAGUGUGCAAAAAGGUUUUGGAGCCCAACAUACAGCUGAUCCGCCAACAUGCCAGAGACCAUGUGGACCUCCUGACUGGCAACUGCAAAGUCUGCGAGACCCAUUUCCAAGACAGGAACUCCAGAGUCACCCACGUCCUGUCUCACAUUGGGAUAUUCCUCUUCUCCUGUGAUAUGUGUGAGACUAAGUUUUUCACCCAAUGGCAGCUCAGCCUUCACCGCCGCGAAGGGGUGUUUGAUAACAACAUUAUCAUCCAUCCUAGUGACCCACUUAUAGGAAAGCUCAACUUGUUCAGUGGGGAUUUAGCAUGUGCCACCUGUGGGAAACCCCUCGCCAAGGAUUUUCAUAUAGUUCGGGGCCACAUCUUGGACCACGUUAACUUGAAAAGCCAAACAUGUGGCGUGUGUGACCAGCGGCACCUCAAUCUCUGCAGCUUGAUGUGGCACACCCUUUCCCACUUGGGCAUCUCUGUUUUUUCUUGCUCCGUUUGUGCCAACAGUUUUGUGGACAGGCACCUCCUGGAGAAGCACAUGGCAGUCCACCAAAGCAUGGAGGAAGCCCUCUUUCGGUGUCACUACUGUGGCCAAGCUUUUAAGCUGGAAGCUGCUUACCGCUACCAUGUGAGCCAGCACAAGUGCAGCUCUGGCUUGGACCUUGUCCGGCCCAGUUUUGGCGACCGACUCCACCAGCAAGCUCUGCAGAAGAGGAAGCUGACAGAGGAGUUCCUCAGUGAGGAUGUGGCUCUUCAGAGCCAACCUGGAAACAGUAAGUACAGCUGCAAGGUGUGCGGAAAGAGAUUUGCCCACACGAGCGAAUUCAAUUACCACCGGCGGAUCCACACAGGGGAGAAGCCAUAUCAGUGCAAAGUGUGCCACAAGUUCUUCCGCGGGCGUUCCACCAUCAAGUGCCACCUGAAGACACACUCUGGGGCUCUCAUGUACCGUUGCACAGUUUGUGGGCACUACAGCUCCACCCUUAACCUUAUGAGCAAGCAUAUAGGCGUGCAUAAAGGCAGCCUUCCACCUGACUUCACCAUUGAACAAACUUUCAUGUACAUCAUCCAUUCCAAAGAUACGGAGAAAAACACAGACAGCUGAUGUAGCAGUAUUGGCGGAGUAAAGCGCUGCUUGCAGGUAGCAGAGAAGCUUGUUUCUGUUUUUUAAAAAACAACGUUCCAUUUUAAUGGUCAGGCAUCAGCAUUGUACUUUAUUUCCCUUUGCCUUGUUAGAGGGUUUCUUAAAUCAUUGUUCUGUGAAAACAACAGCACACUACAUGUGUUAUUGUUCUUGAGAAACCUGUCUGUUUACCUCCUGCUGAGUCCAGGGCUCAUUAUUUCAAGUCUUAGAAACAGGCUGUGCCCCCCUCCUUCAACGGAUAGGUUUCACACCUCAUAUCUCUCCUCCCUCCAUCUCUAAUUUGAGAUCUUGAAAAGAUUUAUGCUGCUAAGAUAUAUUAAUGCUACACAUCGGUAGGGAUAGCAGGAGGGAAAGGGGUGGCGGUAAAAGGAAUUGUUUAUGUGCUGCUAUUGGGAGGGUAGAAGUUCUAUAAAAACUUACAAUGAUUACUCAGAGGUAAGUCCACCUUUGUUUAAUGGUGACUUGCUCUCUGCCUUGUAAGUGUGCUUUGGAUUCUUAGCCUUAGCUUCAUGUCAACAAGUUUGUCUUUCCCUCCCACCAGGAUUGACACACACACACACACACACACACACACACACACACACACACACACACACUGUCCAGCUCUUCCUCCUGUGCCUUUAACAACCAUGUGAUCUGCAGACAUUUGUGGGUGCUAGGGCUGAUUUCCGUGUCCCUUGCUGAUUUCUGUAGGUAAAAACUGCCAGAAAAGCAGAUUAGGCCAGUCCCCGUCCCCCCCAGCCAGUUGUUGCUUUCCCCCCCCCCCCCGCACCCAGCCUCAGUUUGCCUUUUGCCCCUUUCCAUGAAACUCUGAGUCGGUUUUACAAAGUUCCGCUUUAACAAAAUCAAAAGAGGGCAUAGAAAUGGUGUGGUGGAAUGGAGGAGAGUUUUGCCAAAUGUGAACAUUCUAGAUUUUUUUUCUUUUUGAAGGGGUGCCCUAGAAAGGACUCUUAGCUUUGAGUAUAUAAGCAUAUAGAGGCUUUAGCAAUAUUGUUUCAUCUCCAACAUCCACUUUCAGAAAAAAAACUGUUCUUAGGGCACCAUGAAACAGCUUUUGGGCUCCUUCCUUUCCUCCAGCAAUAUUAACUCACUGCUGGUGUCUUGAACAUGAAUGUCUCAAGGGUCACAUUCUUGAAAGUCUUUGACAUAGCUCUGUGGACAGUGCCAGGGUUUUAGGUUGCAGUUCUAUACACAGCUGGGAAUAAGUCCCAUUGAUCUCAGUGGGGCUUACUUCAGACGAGUUAUGUAUAUUAUUGCACUGUUAGUUCUGUUUGAAAAUAUAUUGUUGCCUUAAGGAAAUGUCUCUGGAAGGAGGAAUGACAGGUUUAGGGCAGAUUAUUAUCUCUCUUUUUUGAAGGGUGUGUUUGUUGCGUAUUAAAUAUUCAGCUCUUUAUCGUUUGUUUGGAGGGAUUCAUACAUCUUCUCAAAGUAGCACUUUUCUUGCAGGGGUACCCUAUUUUCCAGCACACAAACCAUAGCAUUUUUUUGCAGGGGGGAAAGUAAUCACUCCCUCUCCUCAACCCACCCCUUCUAGCACAUGCACUCUGACUGUGUCAUGUACAAUGCGGUUGUGUUGGUGUCACAGGUGCUAUUGGAAUGAAGAGAUGUAAUUUUUGUGCAGCAGUGAGGCCAGCUUGAAUGUGCCUUUACCACUCACUACAAAUACACCUUUUCUCCAGGAUUAUGCUCUGACCAAAAAACAAACCCAAACAAAUUUAUCCGCAACACCCAGUUCUGCAAGCUUGCAGCAAAAGCUGGCUGUGGGUGGCGUCAAUUUCCUAAUACCCAUUACAUCACCAAGAAGCAUGUACCCAAAUCCCCACAGCUUUUAAAAUAGGCUCAUUUUAGAAGGUACGGGAUGAACAAAAAUGAGUAAGCAUACAAGUGAUGCUUUAUAAAGAGCUGGGCAGCCCCUCUGAAGUAUGGGAAGAAGGACAAGACUAGUGGUUAAUCCAGCAUUUGACUUGAUAGGAUAUGUGUCAUACAGAUUAUUUAAACUGGGAGGAUGAAGAAUUUGCAGUGAAGGGUCAUUCUUAAAUUAUAUGUCUCUUCAUCCUUGGGCAGCAUGACAUCACAAACAUGGAGCAACAUUAAUUUCCCCUAUCUCCACUGCAGAGCAAUUAUAUAAACUUUUAAAAUGUUUUAUUCUCAUUCAUAUUUGUAAAGUCGUCUUUUGAGUUUGAGUGCUCUCAUGCUGGAAUGCUUAUUUAGCCCAUCAUCAAGAAGUAGUGGAAAGCACCAUCAAUUGAUUUUUUUGUUUUUAUUUUUAAGUUCUUUAAGGGCUGUGCACUUUCCCCCUCCAGCCUGGAACACACUUCUUGUUUUAAAUUUUUACACUAUAGCUAUAGUAUUCCCCCCCCUCCUUUAUUACAGUACUGGAUUUGUGCUAUUAUAUGGGGUUUUUUUGUCAUCUGAAAUGCCUCUGGGUGUUUGUCCCUUGUGGCAAUGAAAAACCAGCGUGUGCUUGUGUAAUUGACAAUAACAAUUCUGCUGCCUUUUGAAGUGAGGUUGUAACCUACCUUCCUUUCCCUUUCCCUUUUCCCUUUCCUUUUCCUGUAUAUCCCUAACAGGUGCUUUCUGGAGGGAUGCAACAGAACAGAUUGAUCACAGGGCACAGAUCCUGACUCAAUUUGAACUACACUUGUGGCUUUAUCCUAUAGGUUGUGCUUUGUGCUUUCUAAGUGCAGUACUAUAUGAAAUCCAGGCCAGGGAGGGGUAUGGAUGAGAGAAGCGAACGUUGACAAAUGUAGCAGCUGGCUUGACAUCUGCCCCAAAGUUUAAUGCAAACUACCUCAUAAGGAGGAAGUCCUGGAGUCUUAAAAAAACAGUGGUAUGUACAAAUAGGCUUCCAGGCUUCUGUAUAUGAAAACACUGUUGUUAAAGAAAAACAGAAAUCCACACAAUGCUGCUCUAGCCCUGACCUAUUGAGAGGGGAGAAUGAAAAACUGUACAGCCCCAGGAAUCUCAGCUUUGACAGUAAUUCCAGUAGGGCAGCCCUGGGCAGGUUGCUUUGCUCUCUGCUUACAGUACCUACCUCUAAGGGUGUUGUGAAGAUUGACUGCUUUGAUUUUUGUCAAGGAGAAAAAGCACUUAGGUAUGUCUUCUUGUUUCCUUAUGAGAAAGUUGCCGUCUUAAAAUAGCCCCCCAGCAUGCAGCAAGUGUUCUAACAUAUCUCUCAAUUCCUUUCCUUCUUGUGGCGUCUGUAUAGCGAGCACCAGACAGGACAUACUAAGGAAUUAACUCAGCGAUAUAGCGGACAAGACUGUAUUCAUAAGCAUAAGUAAUGCUGGAAGCAUUCAGUGUAAGGAUGUAAGGGUUGUCAUAGGAAUUUACUACUUCUUGUAGUACCACUAGUAUUAAGUCAAUGUCAGGGCCACAUGGCUAGACCAAAGGGCUUGAGAAAGCAACUGAAGCCUAUGAAAACCCAAGGUCCAGCUGCGGACUAAUGGCAUAUGGCAGGCAUACCCAAACUUUAGGCCUCCAGAUAUUGCUGAACCACAACAUCCAUCAUCCCUGGCCAUGGGCCAUGUUUGCUAGGGAUGAUGGGAGCUGUAGUCCAGCUACACUGGAGGAGGAAAUGGAAGUUUGGGGAUGCCUGCUCUAGCACAAAGUAAAGUACUGUAUGUUGUUACCCAGGCACCCCCAAACUUCGGCCCUCCAGAUGUUUUGGACUACAAUCCCCAUCUUCCCCGACCACUGGUCCUGUUAGCUAGGGAUCAUGGGAGUUGUAGGCCAAAACAUCUGGAGGGCCGCAGUUUGGGGAUGCCAGGCAUAUGGGCAGUAUUUUAGUAUUCAUACGAGCCCUGGCCAGUCAGAAAUCUUCAUACUACCUAUCAACUGGAGGGGCUGAUGUUACACACUCUUAUUGCUCCUCUAUGCCUGAAGAGGGCUGAGCCCAUACAGUAGCACAGAUCAGGCUAAGCCCCAGUCUUGGUCUCUGAAGCUCUUGGUUCAAGUUCUGGAGUCCCAAACAAUUAUGGCUGUACUCCCCAGGUGUUGAACAGAACCAUGUUUUCGUAGUUAAGAUGCCUUCAUUGGAAGUGAUGGAGAAGGAGCUAUAUUGGACCUCACCCAGUAAGGACUGUUCCUUAUUCUCGACUUCUAGAGCUGUUUUAGUCUAGUUCUCUAGUGCCAAACUGCAUCCAAUGCAAACUUGGCCAGCUUUAGAAAUUCCAUU